Molecule: messenger RNA, 2631 nt
Organism: Corylus avellana
Lineage: Eukaryota; Viridiplantae; Streptophyta; Magnoliopsida; Fagales; Betulaceae
Product: LRR receptor-like serine/threonine-protein kinase IOS1
Biological process (GO): protein phosphorylation
Molecular function (GO): protein kinase activity; ATP binding; protein binding
Source: RefSeq, a predicted model, not a curated record
AUGGGGUUCAAACAUUUCAAUUUCUUUGCACUGCUCGCGGGUUUGAGUCUUCUACUUGUGGUUCAUGCCCAGGAUCAAUCAGGCUUCAUAAGCGUAGCUUGUGGGUUACCAGCGAAUUCUAGCUUUACGGAGAAGAGAACAGGCAUUAAUUACAUUUCAGACGCCACCUUCAUAGACUCAGGUAUAGAUAAUAGCAUAUCACCUGAUAUUAGACGUUACUAUCAACAACAGGUAUGGAAUCUCAGAAGCUUUCCUCAAGGAAACCGUAACUGUUACACCAUAAACGUCAGAAGAGGCACUAAAUAUUUGAUCCGAGCAAACUUCUUGCAUGGGAAUUAUGAUGGAAAAGGUAAUCUACCGCAAUUCGAUCUGUAUGUCGGACCAAAUAAGUGGGACACGAUCGAAGUGGUGAAUUCAUCGGAUAGUGUCGUCAAGGAGCUCAUACAUGUCCCAUCUCUAAAUUAUAUACAUGUCUGUCUAGUAAACACGGGCCUCGGGACACCAUUUUUAUCAGCAAUAGAGUUUAGGCCAUUGGAAAAUGCCACCUAUGUGACACAAUCUGGAUCAUUGGCACUCUUUUCUCGCUUGGAUACUGGAUCAAAAAGCAAUCAAGGAUACAGGUAUGGAAACGAUGUUUAUGAUCGCUAUUGGCAGCCCUAUAUCCAAUUUGACUGGACAGAUUUAAACACCUCGCUUACCAUUGAUGACUCUAGAAAUGUUUACCAACCACCAUCGGUUGUCAUGAGUACUGCCGCCACACCGGGAAAUGAUAGCGCUCCCUUAGAGAUUUCAUGGGAGUCAGAUUCUGCGACCACAGAAUAUUAUGUCUACAUGCACUUUGCUGAAGUUGUAGAGCUCAACGCCAACCAGUCCAGAUCAUUCAACUGUACCCUGAACGGGAACCACUGGUUUGGACCCAUUGCUCCUAAUUACAACAAAACAAUCACUAUGUUUAGCCCAUCGGCCCUAAAAGUAGAAGCAAAAUAUGAUUUUUCAAUCUUCAAAACUGAAAAGUCAACACUUCCACCCAUCAUCAACGCGAUUGAGAUAUACACAGUGAAAUAUCUCUUGCAAUCAGACACAUACCAAGGAGAUGUUGAUGCCAUUGCAAAAAUCAAGUCAACAUAUGGAAUAAAGAGAAUUUGGCAAGGAGACCCAUGUGCCCCUAAAGGAUAUGCGUGGGAAGGUCUAAAUUGUAGCUAUGAUGGUGAUACUCCUCCUAGAAUCACAUCCUUGAACUUGUCCUCAAGUGGAUUGGUUGGAGGGAUAUCUGCCGACAUAUCAAGUCUCGUAAUGUUACAAUAUUUGGAUUUAUCUAACAACAACUUAAUUGGACCGGUGCCUAAUUUCUUGUCUCAAUUGAUACACUUGAGCGAUUUAAACUUAGAACGAAACCAAUUGUCUGGUUCAAUUCCAGCUGAACUAAUUGCGAGAUCAGAUAAUGGUUUAUUAUCAUUAAGUGUGGGUGACAAUCCAAAUCUAUGUGGAUCUGGUUCGUGUAAAAAGAAAGAGAACAAUAUUGUUGUUCCAAUAGUAGCAUCACUUGGUGGAUUGUUGAUCCUCUCAUUGAUUGUUGCUGCCAUCUUCUUGGGACUUAGAAGGAGAAAACAACAAGAUAAGACUAAAGGUAUAGAAUCCAACAUUCAAAAUGUAUCAUUGGAGUCAACACAACGACAAUUUACAUAUUCUGAGCUCUUAAAAAUUACAAAUAACUUUGAAAUGAUACUUGGUAAGGGUGGAUUUGGAAUAGUUUACCAUGGCAAAAUAGAUGACACUCAAGUAGCAGUGAAGAUGCUCUCUCCAUCAUCUGUUCAAGGCUUUCAACAAUUUCAAUCAGAGGUUAAACUUCUUAUGAUGGUUCAUCAUAGAAACUUAACUACUCUUGUUGGGUAUUGCUAUGAAGGAACUAACAUGGGGCUCAUUUAUGAGUACAUGGCCAACGGAGACUUAGAAGCACAUCUUUCAGGUGAGAAAACAAAUAUUUUAAAUUGGGAAGAAAGAAUCCAAAUAGCGACGGAUGCAGCACAAGGAUUGGAGUAUCUGCACCAUGGUUGCAGACCACCUAUAUGUCAUAGAGAUGUGAAGCCUACAAACAUCUUGUUAAAUGAAAAAUUUCAUGCCAAACUAGCUGAUUUUGGACUAUCCAAAAUUUUUCCCACCGAUGGUGGCACUCAUGUGUCAACUGUUGUUGCUGGCACCCCUGGGUAUUUGGACCCCGAGUACUACAUAUCAAACUGGCUAACUGAGAAAAGUGAUGUUUAUAGUUUUGGAGUCGUUCUUUUAGAGAUAAUCACAAGUCGGCCUGCAAUAGAAAAAUCUAAUGAAAGGACUCACAUAAGUCAAUGGGUGAGCUUAAUGCUAGCUAAAGGGGAUAUAAAAAGUAUUGUUGAUGCUAGGUUGCGAGGAAAUUUCAACAUCAACUCUGCAUGGAAAGCUGUCGAAAUAGCUAUGACCUGUGUAUCUACAACUUCUGCUAAAAGGCCAACCAUGAGUCAGGUAGUGGUCGAACUAAAGGAGUCUUUGACAAUUGAAUUGGCUUACAUGAAGGAGGGCCAUGAGCACGAAACAACAGAUUCAAUUGAAAUGAUCGACAUGAAUCUGACUACUGAUCUCACUCCUUUAGCACGAUAA